AGGCGCUGCAGUGUUGGUGGCGUAGCUGUUGUUCAGGCCUCGUUGCUGCGCAAGUAAAAGCGAAUAAAACCCGCGUUUCUCAGCGAGAAAGAUUUCAAUCAAAGAAACGAUUUUAACUGUAAAGUUGAAUUAUAAGUCGUUAAUCGUCAUCAUUUAUAAUAUGUCUCGCUAUAUGAGGCCGCCGAACAGCUCACUGUUCGUCCGAAACAUCUCCGACGAGUCCCGGCCAGAGGACCUGCGCAGGGAGUUCGGCCGAUACGGGCCCAUUGCAGAUGUCUACAUUCCUCUAGACUUCUAUUCACGCCGACCCAGAGGAUUUGCAUACAUUCAGUUUGAAGAUGUACGAGAUGCGGAAGACGCCCUGCACAAUCUGGACAGGAAGUGGGUGUGCGGACGACAAAUCGAGAUCCAGUUUGCUCAAGGGGAUAGAAAGACGCCCGGUCAGAUGAAGACCAAGGACCGAGACUCACCCCACAGUUCCUCUCGAGACAGUCGUCGCAGGCGCUCACGCAGUCGCAGCUACGGUAGACGCAGAUCACGCAGCCCAUCUUACGAGAGACGCAACCGAAGAUCGGAAAGCCCCAGAGAGUCGAGAGGAAGAGCACGCAGCAGACGCAGUCGAGAGGAUGAGAGGCACAGACCAUCUGCCCGUGACCAGCGACGCUCACGUGGAGACGCCCACUCACGCAGCCGGAGCCCCUCCCACUCUAAACCCAGAGGUGGGCGCAGAGAGUCGGAUGUUGGCCGUUCCAGGUCCAAAUCCAUCAGCCCGCAGGAACGGAACAAUUUUCACACAGAGAAACCGGAUGCUCCCGACAAGUCCCGUGCACGCUCGCCGUCACGCUCUCGCUCCAGGUCUCGCUCGCGCUCUUGGGCAGGCCGCAAGUCUUGGGGUCAUUAGAGCGCUUGCGAGCUGCCGAUGACAUCAGACAUCUGUUGUCAUGGCAGAACAGAUCCGUUCAUUAUUUUGGGUGUAGAUUAAAGCGUGUUGUAGGUUGCAGCUGUCUCUGCAAGUAAAUUAUUUUUUUAUAAGGUUUAAUAAAGGUAUUCAACCUGCAGGCAGUUUUAGCAAACAUCAAAACGUCAGUUUAUGGGCUGCAGAAGAUUAGCCAGAAAUGUUCAUGCUAACAUUGAAGUGUGUAAUGUUAAAGAUGGUUUAGUUUACGAGCGCAUCGGAGACGUGGUGCAGAAUACAAAGGUGUAAAUUGCUUUCAAUAUUUUUGUAUGAAGUUUAGUUUUAGUUGACCAUAUAAAACUGUCUUCCAUGAACGUGACACGUGUUUUAUUGAGAUCUGCAGACCUUUUACAUGUAACCUCAACAUUAAAUAAAAUUCUCAUGCAAA
This is a messenger RNA of Xyrauchen texanus (razorback sucker), 1343 nucleotides long. RefSeq names its product serine and arginine rich splicing factor 10b (gene srsf10b). The transcript has 6 exons. Gene Ontology annotation, molecular function: RNA binding. The record is from RefSeq and is a predicted model, not a curated record. Lineage: Eukaryota; Metazoa; Chordata; Actinopteri; Cypriniformes; Catostomidae. Bases 161 to 901 code for a protein of 246 amino acids.